AAAGACAAAGACAAAGACAAAGAGUGGCCUUUCAACUUAGUUUUGGUUACAUUUCUGGUGGAAGACAUGAACCUCCUUCUAUGUGUUGUGCUGCCAUGGCUGCUCUUUGCUGGAGAGCUUCAUGCAAGUACAAAAUCUUCCUACCAGGCUCAGUCUGAGGAGCUGCACUAUGAGCCCGAACCCCAGCCACUGCUCCAGAUGCCUCGCUCUGGGGGUCCUUCCUACCACCCCAACACUCAAGCCCAGGGACCUUACUACCCAGCCUGGCCCCAGGCCCAGGGACCUUACUACCACCCUAAUCCCGGGCCCCAGGGACCUUACUACCACCCCGGGCCCCAGGCCCAGGGACCUUACUACCACCCCAAGCCCGGGCCCCAGGGCCCAGGCCGAGGGACCUAA
Mugil cephalus (flathead mullet) is the source of this 399-nucleotide messenger RNA. RefSeq names its product proline-rich protein HaeIII subfamily 1-like. Lineage: Eukaryota; Metazoa; Chordata; Actinopteri; Mugiliformes; Mugilidae. Bases 67 to 399 code for a protein of 110 amino acids. The transcript is spliced from 3 exons. The record is from RefSeq and is a predicted model, not a curated record.